Molecule: messenger RNA, 585 nt
Organism: Oppiella nova
Lineage: Eukaryota; Metazoa; Arthropoda; Arachnida; Sarcoptiformes; Oppiidae
Source: the annotation of a GenBank genome assembly
AUGAGUGUCGAUAAUAUUAAAACCAAUUAUAAGGACAACAGACUUUUAGCUAUAAUUGGACCGAGAGAUCCGGAUAUUGUUUAUGAGAUCAGCCUUAAGAUGUCUGCCGAGGAAUACGUGUGUCUUAUGGCAAUGUAUAUACAACUGUUUUUAAAGAUCUUGGUUUGUGUCAAUUGUAAGCCAAUUGGCGAUACUUUACCCGAAGUGGUGGCCAUAGAGUUAUACGAAGGGGACGGCUAUAUAGAGCUCAUUGUGAAGGACCAGUCGAGUGAACGUACGUACUAUGUGGGCCGUGAGAAGUACGUGAAAAACUUGGAACUCCUAUUCAACCUUCCCUUUCAAAGGAUAAGCAGCUAUAGCUCGGACCCUAAACUUCUGAAUGUUGUCAUCAAGAAGGAUAAGACACCGGAUAAUACCCGGCUUAUUGUCGAUGGUAAUGACAAACCUGUUGCAUUCGUAAGGGUUCAAUUCUAGAAUGCACAAAUGAACUAGGUAUUUUAAUUUAAAUAAUGUGUUAAUUAAAUUAAUCUAAUUGUAUAUUUAUGAUAAAUAUUUGUUGGAAAAUAAAAUGCAUUAUUUAAAAAA